This is a messenger RNA of Puntigrus tetrazona (Sumatra barb), 3123 nucleotides long. RefSeq names its product H-2 class I histocompatibility antigen, alpha chain-like. Gene Ontology annotation, biological process: immune response. Gene Ontology annotation, cellular component: external side of plasma membrane. The transcript is spliced from 6 exons. The coding region runs from base 245 to 1342 and encodes 365 amino acids. The record is from RefSeq and is a predicted model, not a curated record. NCBI's taxonomy places the organism in Eukaryota, Metazoa, Chordata, Actinopteri, Cypriniformes, Cyprinidae.
UCGUUACGUCAUUCACCUGACGCUCUUACGUGCCUCCGCGAGGUCCUCUGCGUUCGAGGUGCGAUCCGUUAAAACGUAGCCGGUGCGCAUCGAGUCAGUUUAUCUGUGUUUGUAAUUAGGGCCGAAUGCCGUUCACGCGCAAGAAAAGGGAAAGCGACCUAGAAAAUACGAUCCCGUGCACCUGAAGAGAAAAAAAAACAUUGCACCGCCCUGAUCCGUUCAACCCGACAUUCAAAGAUCUCUGAUGUUAUCAAUCAAAGUUCUUCUCUUCUACUGCGCUAUUUUGCCGUUACAGAGCGAGAGACACCACUUCUUCUACAGGUUUACAGUCCUGUCCAAAGCAGAGAGUUUCUCUCUGAAUUUGCCAGAUUUCACCGCCGAGGCCGUGGCCGACGACAGACGGAUAAAACACUACAACAACGCAAUCGAAGGCUGGAAAGGAGUCGAUCUGUUUGAACACGACGGGUCCGAACCUCCUCCAGAGUCGUACGACUCUAGAGACUGGUACAGAGAUCAGCUGAAGAAGGCGUCAAACUCCUCGCAGGGUUCUGAGCGCCAUGUGCUCCAGAGAAUACUUGGCUGCAAACUGGAAAGCUUUCCUAACGGUACCGUGACGGAUCUGACCACCUUCGAUGAGUAUGCAUUUGAUGGAGACGAUCUCAUUGCCUUUAAAUACGACACCAUGGAGUGGAUCGAUAAAAGUCCAGUUGGCAAAGAAAUCAAAAAGGAUUGGGAUCGCCACGUCGAACGCAAACACAAAGUGCACAGCUUCCUCUACAACUGCAUGGACUGGAUCUCUGCGUUUAACAACACCAAUAAGAGUUCCCCAGAGGUUCACAUCUUUGCGAGGAAAGCUCCUGAUGAUCGGAGUAAGCUGGAUCUGAUCUGUCUGGCCACCGGUUUCUACCCCGGAGACAUAGAGAUGAGCAUCAGAUUGAACAGAAGCACAAUUAAGAACCAUACCUCUUAUGCAAUCAGACCAAAUCACGACGGAUCCUUUCAGGUGAGAAGCAGUGUGAAGAUCGACGGUCACCUCAGAGGAUCUUAUGACUGUUUCGUCGUUCACGGCGGUCUGGGAGAACCACGUUCAGUACAAUGGGAUGGGAAAUGUUUGAAUAGUGAAAGGACCCGAUGGACAGUAAUCCUGCCAGUAGGGGCGUUUCUCGUAGCAGCUGUAGUGUACAUUAAGAAAAGAAAACCAAACGACUCUUCCGCAGCUCUUGUGAGAGAUGUUUGUGUUUACGGUGCGGUGAGUGAUCAGAGAGCAGAGAGUGCUGAAGCGUGUGCUGAUACGACCGAUGAAGAGCUCAGUGAUGAAGGAUCUGAACACACUCCAGUGUGAACAGGUUUUUGGUCUGGAUGGAAACUGUGUUCUCAUCAUCAGCUCUGUUUAGUAAAAGAAUGGUGUUUGUUUCGGUCAGUGUUUUCUAAUCUGAGUCGGCUCUUAUGAACUUCCUGUUUAUCAUGUGGUUUACGUUCAGCUGAAACAUGAUGCUGCUUUUCACAUUUCAGGGGCUUUACAUCAAGUAGCAUGUCUUACAUGAAACACGGCUCUCAGAAAUCACUUCAAAUGAACACGAGUGACUUAUGAAAUGGUGUUUUUUUUGUCGGUAAAACUUCUGUCUCCUGGUGUUUAACUCUUCGAGGACAAAUGUGUCCCUGGAUCACAAAACAUUUCAUCUGAAAGGUGAAAAAAUAAGCUUUCUGUUGUUGUACGGUUUCUUAGGACGAUAUUUGUUCGGGAUACACCUCUUUAAAACUAGACAGGCAAAGUUUGUGAACAUACUUGGAAGCUGGCUUGAGAAAGAGAUAGAUGGCUAGCUAGCGAGCAUGACUAGCGAGUGACUAGCGUGUUGCUAGCAAGAUUAACAUGUCGGUAUGUUCACAGCAUGCUUACCAAGCUGCUUGCUUGUCGCUAGCGGUUUUCCAGCACGUCGAUUAGCGAGUUACUAGCAUGUUUUUAUUAUGGUUAACAUGUUACUAGCAUGUUUCUAGCAUGGGAGGAGUUAGAGAAUAUUGAGAAAAUCCGAAUGUUGUCCGAAUCAAAAACAAAAUACAUUUUGAUAUAUUUACGGUAGAAAAUUUACAAAAUGUCUUCACAGAACAUCAUCUUGACGAUUUCAGGCAUUAAAGAAACAUCUAUAAUCUUGAUUUAUGUAUGUAUACCUGCUUGGUUUUGUGCUCCAGGGUCACAAAUACAGAAUAAUAAAAAAAGGUUGAAUUGAAUUGACUUAACAGUCAAAGUAACCCCUACUAUUCAGUUAACGCCUACAAAAUAUUCAUAAUCUAAUGCAAAAUAAAACGGCAUUGUUUUCACUGUGUUUUAAAUUAAAGCUACAAAGGUCCUUCACAUAACAUUUGUAUUUUAAUACUAACACUAAUACUAAUCUGUUGUUCGAUACUAAUAAUACUAUUAAGCACAGCCAGCAGCAGGAAUAUAGUACGCUGUCGCUUUAAGAGCUGCACGUUCACCCCAAUUUAAUGUUGCACAUCUAUUUCAUUGCAACUCUUUACGCUCAUUUACUACAUAACUGACAAGCUUCUGGGGGAAAAAAAUAUUUUUUAGGAACAAUGCAAAUCAAGCCAAAAAACGAAUAAACCUUGUCAAUUUUAAGAAAUCAAGCGUCCACACGUUUGACACCAUGGAAGUCACUCAUGUGUAUUUCGUAUCCCUCCUCUCUCUUCUGGUGUAAGUGUUAAUAUAGCCAUCAGUCCCAGCGUCUUAAAGGGCGCUCUUUUAAAGACGUCUGUGUAAAACAUGUAGUGUGUGAUGCAGCACUUAAAAGAUUCUCAGCAACAAUGUGUGUGUAGCGUUAUUUUCUUUUUUUUGUCCAUUUGUUUUUAGAAUAACUAUUCAUUAACGUUAUAUUAAACGUUUACGUAAUUAUAACUUCAUUUAUACCAUUUAGUCCUCUUUAGAUUUGGUUAUUUAAUACAUAUUGCAUGUUUUGCAUGAUUUAAUAUCUUUUUUUAUGUAUGUUUGUCUUUGUGUGUGUGUGUGUGUGUACUGUUCAUCAUGUGCGAUUGACAGUGAACAUGUACCGAUGCACAUAUAUGUACUGUAUGACUGGAGAAGGUGUCUGUGAGAUCUAUGUGCAAUAUUAGGAAAUAAACAAGUCUUAA